This is a messenger RNA of Oldenlandia corymbosa var. corymbosa, 3654 nucleotides long. The record is from the annotation of a GenBank genome assembly. NCBI's taxonomy places the organism in Eukaryota, Viridiplantae, Streptophyta, Magnoliopsida, Gentianales, Rubiaceae.
GCCUCCUAGACUGUUACUCCGCCUCCGCUACCAGGCUGCCGGCCAAACUAUCUAUAAAACUACCACCGCGGCGCCGCCACUAUUAUCGGCUCCUCUUCUUUUUAUUCUAUUGCUAAUUGGAAAACACCUUCCGACCUCCAUCCUCGGUACUAUCAAGCCCCAAACUUGCCAUAAGUUUUAAUCCACUCAGGGACAAAACAUAACAUGAAUUUGUCCACCUCAUGAAGCACAGUUAGCUUUUCAACAAAAGAGCAGUUUGAGCUCAAAAUCAGAGCUUGAUUUCUCCAAGGCAAAGCAGUCAAUUUCACAAGUUAGUGUGUGCUGAAAGAAAACGACAACAGGAAUGAGCUCCUUUUGUCAGCUUUGUGGCAAUGUUGGCUUUAGAGACGGUGAUGAUGGCUUCCUCUAUUGUAAUCGCUGCAACUCGCAAGUGGAUGAUUAUAUUGAGACUGAGAUUGAUCUGGAGGACAUUUUUAAUGGUGAACAAGCUAUUUACUCCAGCAAAAACGCUCGUCGUCCCAGCCGUGAUGAAAUGAGGCAAUCUCAGCUUGAAAGAGUACCUGAAGGGGUGGGAGAUUAUGGUGUUAUUGACGCAGGUCCUGAUAAUGGAUCUACUCAGCCCGCCGAUUUUGCAUCUACUCCUUCAAAUCUAAGUUAUGAUGACUUUCUUUCGGAGAUCAGGUCAAGGUACGUGAGGGGGUUUCAGAUUUUGAUUCAGUUGCAAGUUAAGGCUUUGGUUGAGAAAUUCAAUGUCAGCCCGUUAAUUGUUGGGCUGGUAGGACCUAUAUGGUUACGGUUACUAGCUAUUACAAGGAUCGUGGCUGAUGAAUGGGCAGAUGAGGCUAUAGAAGAAUCAGAGUCACAUAUUCAAGGUCCCUCCUGCCUUUUGCUUUAAACUAUUUCUUAAACCCUUUGGCUUUUGAAAAUUGAAUUAGAGCGUGAAAGCUCAUGAUUCCUGCUGCCUUUGCGUGAAGCCAAAGUAGUAGUUUUUGGUGUACUGUGGAGUGAAAUUUUUGAUUGAAAGUCCUUGAAGAUUUUGAAGGCUCUGUCUUCAAUCUUAAUCUUAGUUUUUUAUUGUUUAUACGCUGCUGUUAAUCGUUUAUAUUUGUUCUUGUGUCCGUCAUCUAUUAUCCGCCGAUUAGGAUUAUUUGUUCUAAGUGACGAUGGAUAUAAAGUAUGUAGAAACAAGAUACUUCACUAAUGUUAGUUUAUUGGGAAUGUUCUUCAGCUCUUGCUUGGUCUAACCUUCCAUAUUUGUAAUGAUUGUUUGCGUUGCAUGUUUACAUAUAUGCCUAAACGCUUUACCUCUUUUUAAUUCGUCGUGGUUCUGUAACAGCACCACUAAUUGAGUGUUUGGUUGCAAAAAAUAGGUAGUUUGGGGUCAGGAGGGUGGUUCCGAAUGAUGUUUCAGCAGAAUUUUGCAUGAUUUAAAUCCUUUUGCUAUUUAGUUAUGUACAGUUUAAUUCCGAGUGCAUUUAACGUGACAUCAUGGGAUGUGCUGCUGGGUCAUGACCUUGUGUAAUUUUCUUGGCAGAUGAAGCAAUGGAUUUUCAACCUCGUUUUAAGCAUCGGACUGAACCACAUAGUAUGUUUGGACAGCGGGCUGUUAUGAUAUGGCACAGAUACUUGCGCAGAACACUCCCCUUAUCUUAUUCUUUGGCUAUUAGUUUUCUUGUUUGCCAUUUAUCAAGAGAAUUAGUAUUGCCAACGGAUAUCAUAAAUUGGGUCGUUGAAGGAAAGCUUCCAUAUAUUGCUGCUUUUAUUGAAAUUGAGAAGCAACUUGGAUAUCCUUCCAGUGCAUGUCCUAUCAGUGCCAGUUGUAUGUUCAGACCUACAAAGAUUAUUUCAUUGCAACAGUUAGAGGCAUCGGCAGCUUAUAUUGCUCAGAAGGUAGGUUUGGAAUUGCCUCCAGUGAACUUCCAUGGUAUAGCUUCCCGUUUUCUGCUUCAGUUGUCUAUUCCCGUCAACAAUAUUCUUCGACAGGCAUGCCGAAUCUACGAGUGGUCUGUGCCUCCAGGUUUAUUUAUCUCCACCAACAAGGCCAGGCUACCCACACGUGUAUGUGUGAUGGCUAUACUGAUUGUGACCAUAAGGAUUCUUUAUGAUAUAAAUGGUUCGGGAAAGUGGGAAGAGAGUUUGUCAACUUCCAGCAGUUCAUGUUCUCCCAAAGGAAAUGUAAAUAAACCUGUGAACAGUGCUUUUGAGAAUGCAUCAGAUGAUGAAGACUUUGAAUUGGACAUUAUAUCACUUCUAAAGAUGCUCGGAACUAAGUACUCUAAAAUUAAAGAUCCGCAUGCAUGUUCACGAGAUCUGUCAUCAUAUCUUAAAUAUUGCAAGGAAGUGAUAUUUACUGGUUCAGGCCCAUCCUAUGAAGAUCAUGAUGAGGGAAACAUAACUCAAGAGUUUUGGGGUUUUUAUCAAAAUGAGAGUUUGAAACAGCCAAGAGAUGAAAAAAUGUGCACACAGGCAUGGGAUUUGGGUGGGAACAUAUUUACAGCUUCGAAUAAUGUAACAAGGAAAAGCAAUGAUCUUGAAUCUACGGAGUGUAAUAGCAUCGGAUCGCAAGAUGCUUCAGAAAGUGCUAUGAACCAGACAGGUGGGCCUCAAACUUCAAUUGAGGCUGUAAGAGAUGAAGCAAUAAGACAGCUAAAAUUGGACAUGGAUGAAAACAGAUUUUCCUAUAUUCCACCUAGGCGACAAAUGAAGAAAAUGGGGUACGUUUAUUAUUCCAGGAAAAAGAUGGAAGGCAGCUAUGAGUAUGCUUGCCACGCAGACUAUUACAUCUUACUCCGAGCCUGUGCUAGAGUAGCUCAAAUUGAUCUCAGAAUCCUGCAUUUAGGUGUAAUGAUGUUCGAGAGGAGAUUGAAACAACUGGAGGAAAAGAUGAAUCAGUUUUACCAUGUCAAAAUACCCAGCAAAAAUUGUAGUUCUCCUGCUAACGAAGUUGAACAAAACUACAUGGAUGAAUCCUAGGUUUCCCAAUGGAUGUGAAUAGACGUGUCUGAUUAAAUGUCUGAGGGGAAAAACAGAUUUUAAUGUUCCAUAAAUCCUAUUUUAAGGAAGCUCGAUCCUCGCAUGACCGAUGCCAAUCAGUUAGUCUUCCCGAUGGCUCUAGCCUAGCAAAGUGAUGUACUGGAAGAUUUUACAACUGGAAGAAUUGGCUUAUUGUAAACUCAGGCAGUGAUUCGUAACAUGUUGGAAGCUAGCUGGCCAUGAAGUUGAUCAUGAGAAUGGGGAGAGAAAAAGUGAUUUGGUUGAUGAAUGUUAAUAUUCCUGGAGUAUCACACGAUGGAGAACUAUAGAAGAACAUCGGGGCAGAUUUUAUUUAAGAGUGAAGGAGAUCCUGGAUUCUCUUCUUGCUUUGGUUGCUUUACUCUUUAACUUGAGGAAGUGAAGCCCCCAUGGAAGCUCAAGUAUGUACUUAUGCUUUGAGCACCUUCAAUGGAUUACACUUAUUUGCCAUAGCAUUACUAUACUUGGGUUAAUUUCUCAUACCUUCUAUUACACAUUCUAUCAUGAUGGAUUAUUAAAACAUAAUAGAAUGGACUAUUACAUUAGUACUGUUUAGUUAAUGUAAAUGGUUAUCAGUUAAUUUAUAUAAAUUCAAAGUUUGAAAUUUUGUAACUAUCAUCUUACUUGCAAAUUGAAUUAAUC